Messenger RNA from Trematosphaeria pertusa, 2153 nucleotides. RefSeq names its product GMC oxidoreductase. The transcript is spliced from 4 exons. Bases 192 to 2069 code for a protein of 625 amino acids. Gene Ontology annotation, molecular function: oxidoreductase activity, acting on CH-OH group of donors; flavin adenine dinucleotide binding. Lineage: Eukaryota; Fungi; Ascomycota; Dothideomycetes; Pleosporales; Trematosphaeriaceae. Gene Ontology annotation, biological process: secondary metabolite biosynthetic process. The record is from RefSeq and is a predicted model, not a curated record.
GCUGGCAAUAUCGCAAGGCUACCAUAAUGGGGACGCAACUCGAUAGCGCCUUGGCCGUGCCUCCCGUGCCUCUUGGUGGCGUCUUGUAGGAGGACGAAGAGGAUGCUUACGCAGAGCCUUAAAGGCGCCAUGAGCGCCACAUUCUCGCAGCUUAGAUAGACGUCAGAUCGGCCAGUUCAUUAGUGCUUCCAAUGGCGCAUAAAAUACUGUUGACUCUGGGGCUUUUGUCAGCGACGCAUGCGCUGCCAUCGCGGUGGAGAAACGCAGUCGUACAGCGAGGCGCCGCUGAUGUCACGAAGGAGUACGACUACAUCGUAGUUGGCGCCGGUACUGCGGGCGCUACAGUGGCCGAUCGGCUUACCGAAGAUGGCAUAAAAACCGUACUCGUGGUCGAAUAUGGUACCGUGGCAGAAGAUGAUUCUUUCAUGCCGCCGUGGAAUAUCCCAGCACCGCAGUUCUUCUACAAUCUCACUUCUGUGCCUCAGCCGGAGACGAAUAACAGAACCUUUUCCGUCGCAAAUGGAUGUGUAGUAGGUGGAGGUACUGCUGUGAAUGGCCAGCUAUUCAAUCGCGGAAGUAAGCACGACUACGACAACUGGGCCAGAUUCGAAGGGAACGAGGGGUGGAACUGGGAUGGGGUUCUGCCGUACUUCAAGAAGAGCCUCACUUUCAAUAAGCCGACUCCAGAGAUGGAAGAAUUCGGCAUUACCUACGACGUCGAGGCCGCGUAUGGUGGGAAGACACCGAUAUAUGCAAGCUAUCCCCCUUUCCAGUACCCUGGCCAGAAGAUUCAAUGGCAGGCUUUUGCAGAGAAGGAGGGUGUUGUGGUGCAGAAAGAGCAUGCGGAUGGCCAUGCGUACGGCCUGUUCUGGAUUCCUACGGCCAUGGACCCAGCCAGAGCGUACAAUCGCAGUUUCUCAGGCCAGGGCCAUUGGAUCUAUGUCCCUCCGCGUGAGAACUACCAUUUGUUGACCGAUCACAGGGUCAUCAAGGUAAAUUUCAAGAGGAGGCAAGGGAUCCAAGAGGCGGAGAGCGUGACGAUCAUACCACGAUUUGGCAAUAGCACGGCAUUUACUGUCAAGGCAAAGCAAGAGAUCAUCCUCUCGGCAGCCGCGACGCGAACCCCGAUGCUUCUGCAGCUUUCGGGCAUCGGACCGAAAAAGGUGCUAGAAGCUGCCGGUAUCAAACCUCUGGUCGACAUGCCAGGCGUAGGAUGGAAUCUGCAAGACCAUUCGUUUUCAUUCAGCACUUUCAACUUCACGACGGACGUGUGGCCGAAUCCGGCACAACUAACCAACAACGCGACCUUCCGCGCUGAAGCUAUCGCACAAUAUCAGCAGAAUAAUACGGGACCCUACGCUGCGUACGUCGUUGCUAGCGGGCUCUUCCUCCCUGCGCCUGCCUUCCUUCAAAAUUUCACUCAGCAGUUCGUGAAGGAGCUCCUCGCUCAACAUCCAGCCGGUUAUCUCCCCACGGACCUGCCGAGAGAGCUUGUUGCCGGAUACGCGAAGCAGAUGGAAAUCCUCCUCGAGUCCUUCAAAUCCAAAACGUCGGCUAUCUUCGAGCAUCUCUUCUCCGGCUCCGCCCGCGGUACCGCCAUCCUCGUCAAACCCUUCUCGCGUGGUUUCAUCAAGCUUAACCCCGCGGACCCCCUCGGGGAACCCAUAUUCGACUACCGCCUUCUUUCUAAUCCCAUCGAUCUUAAACUCCAUAUCCGAAUGGCGCAGUAUCUGCGCGAACACUACGCAACCUCACCUACUCUCAAACCACUCUCCCCUGUCGAGCUCGACCCAGGGCCAAGCGCGAAAACGGAUAAAGACGUGGAGGACUGGUUGCGAGCGAAGAUGUUUGCGAGCAAUGGGCAUAGUUGCGGGACGGCAGCCAUGAUGCCCAGGGAGUUGGGUGGUGUUGUGGAUGGCGAGUUGAGGGUUUAUGGGACGAAGAGGUUGAGCGUUGCGGAUUUGAGUAUUGUGCCGCUUAUCCCCGGGAGUCAUACUAUGACCACUGCAUAUGCCAUUGGGGAGAAGGCUGCCGAUCUGAUAAAGGCGAGAGCUGGGUUAGGCGUCUAGGGGCGCCCUGCAGAGGCUGGAGGAAUAAGCCCGCCGCCGUCCGCGGAAUGCUCGCAAUAGUCUACGUCCUCAGAUUUGAGGCAA